CGCGUCACGGGCCCGCCCUGGCUCGGGGGCGGUGCGGCCCCGGCGAAAGUUCCGGGCCGGACGAGGAGGGUGCAGGUUGCACUGGACUGACCCUAUGGCGGAGAAAUUGGAUCCCCGAGAUUCAGAGAGCAGCUGGGUGCUGGCAGGCAGUGAGGGUCUGCCCAUUGAUACGGUGGGUCCAGAGCAGGACUCAACCUCCCAUGGGUCUGACGAUGAGGAACUGGAGGAGGAGAAGGAUGAAGGCACCAAUGAGACAAUCACAGCUGUGACCACCAAUGGUGCCACUACCUUUCCCAGCCAGACCUUGUGCCCUGAGGGCAGCAGGCAGGGGGACCCAGAGGAGUGUGAGGACUCCAAGGAGUGGGCAGUGCCUGCCCUGCAUGACUCUGCAGAGCCCAGCAGGUUGGAAGGCAACGAGCAGGAGGAGCCAAAUGCUGAGGCUGAGCCACAGCCCUGCCCUGACACCCCCCAAGCAGGGCCAACAGUGGAGGACGUGUGCUGUACCAGCAGUGACAGUGACAUGGAGGGGCUGCGGUGGCGGCAGGGCCACAAGCCCCAUGCUGGGCCCCCCACUGUCACCCCUGCCCCACACCAGGGAGCACCAGACAGUGGUGAUGAUGGGCUCAGUAUGAGCAAGUACCUGCUGGGUGCCUUGGCAGUGGUUGCUGUGGGGCUGCUGAUCAUUACUGGUGGUAUCUACGACGUGGCAGAUGACCCUGUGGAGAGUAUGAGGAGCUGGGACUUUGCUGCUGGGGAGCAAGAGUCUCUGCUGUCCAUAGACAGCAAUGACUCUGAGCAGAAGCUCCCUCUGCCAGAUGCUGGGGACUCACAGAGUGUGCAGUCCAUGAGCCAACUCCUGGACAAGCUGGCCAAAGAGAACCAGGAGAUCCGGCUCAUGCAGGCAGAGCUACAGGCCCACAAGGAAGAUCUGCGGGCACUGCUGCACAAGAGUGAGGGUGAGGCAGCAGCAGCCGGAGCGCAGCAGCAGAGCCUGGCCGCGGAAAACGCGCGGCUGCGCGCGGCGCUGGAGCGGGAGGUUGCCGCGCUGCGGGAGGCCCGGGCUGAGCUGCGGCGCCUGCAGGCUCCAGGGGCACCAGGCAGCCCCAGGGAGCCAACAGCAGAGCAGCCACGUGCCACAGGUGCACCAGUGCAUGGCAAGGCUGCGGCACGGCGGCACAGCAGUCUGGAGUCGUUGCGGCGGGAGCUAGCGGACACCCUGGACCGUGCGCGGGGCUCUGGGGAUCACAAGGGGCUUGUGGAGGAGCUAAGCACCCUGGAGCAGCACCUGGCCCAGGUGCUGGAGGCAGAGGGGUUGGGAUCCUUCUCCACACCCUGGAAGAAGCCAUUCAAGGUGGAGAAGGAGAGCAAGUGGCACAAGCAGCAUGGCGCCAGGGGGUCCCCCCAUGAGCAGGAGAGGAGAGAACAUGGCAAACCCCACAAGAAGGAUCCCCGAACCCCCCGUGAGCACAAGCCAGGCAAACCCUGGGGGAAGCCGUCUCACAGCCACCCCCAUCACAACCACCCCCAGCAUGGUUCCCAUGAGUUGCCCUGGCUCAGGCGGUACCGGGCACCACAGGGCUGUUCUGGGGUGACUGACUGUGCCCACAAGGAAGGCCGGGAAGUGCUUGGGGCUGCACUGGAGCCAGUGCAGAAGGUGCAGUUCCUGCAACUGCUGGAGAGCUUCAUGGGGCAGCUGGGCUUGGGGAGACAAUUUGGAAGGCUGGCACCACAGCUUGAUGGAGCCUUUAGAGCUGAUGGUGUCUUUGCCCAUGACCGCCUGCGGUUUGUGGAUUUUGUGGAUGAUGUGGAGGACCUGCUUGAGGACGUGGCAUGGCAGGAGUGGGGCAACAAGGAGGCAGUUGAUGGCUUUGAGGAGUACAUGCUGCGGCACUACAGCGGCACCUCCGGGAAUGUGUGGAGCCAGAGAGCCCCGAGGCAGCAUGGCACACGUGGGUAGAGCCAAGGGGGCAGUAGUGGAGGAGUGUAGUGUGCCAGCACCCCCAGCAAGGGCUCCCCACAUGCUGUUUGUGGGGGUCUGGGAGCUACCACUGUACCCUGUAGGGCCAAGUAGGGCCACAUCCCCAACUAAAUGCACUGUGUGAUGCUGCACUGCCACCAUGAAUAAAGUCACUACUGGGCA
Messenger RNA from Catharus ustulatus (Swainson's thrush), 2140 nucleotides. It is a transcript of the gene PBXIP1, whose product is annotated as PBX homeobox interacting protein 1. Bases 95 to 1957 code for a protein of 620 amino acids. The record is from RefSeq and is a predicted model, not a curated record. The transcript has 11 exons. NCBI's taxonomy places the organism in Eukaryota, Metazoa, Chordata, Aves, Passeriformes, Turdidae.